UUCAUGGCUCCUCCUGCAACAUCGACACGGGGCUGAGAGGCUGCAGGGGUAACGCAAAAAAAACUGUUUUUUUCUCGACUUAUAGGAAGGGUGUAGAAUUGCGCAAUGUUUAAGAAAAAAACAUAUUGAAUUGCGUCCUAAACGUCGUUCCGACUGCUGUGAAGGGUUUGAAUUUUCCUUCGGAUUCUCAACACCCCAAAUGAACUCCGUCAGAGCCAGCAGCAGACGACCCAGGCGAGUGUCGAGGCCGCGCCCGGUACAACCGGAAAGGAAUAACCAGGACAGAGUCAAAUCAGUCUCCUCUCUGUGAAGACUGCUGGUGUUGCUAGAAGAUGCGGCGGUAGCCUGCUCAGUGUUUGUAGUGGUUACUGGCUAGUAGUCCGGGAGAAUCCCCAGAGCAACAAGGCAACUCCCUUGUGGGGUCGGCACAGACACACUGGACGCAAUGUCAGGCUAAAAUGGAGCUACGUGCACCUGAAGAUGAGGACGUCCCCGCAGAUAUGGUUGCAGAAGAAUCCGUUCCUGGAGCUCAGAACAGUCCCUAUCAGCUACGAAGGAAGUCUCUGUUGCCCAAGAGAACCGCGUGUCCAGCCAAGAGCAACAUGGAGGGAGCUUCUACUUCCACGACAGAGAACUUCAGCCACCGGGCCAAACGUGCCAGAGUCUCCGGGAAGUCACAAGACUUACCAGCAGCGCCAGCAGAGCAGUACCUUCAGGAGAAGCUUCCAGAUGAGGUGGUGCUGAAGAUAUUCUCGUACCUGUUGGAGCAGGACCUGUGCAGGGCCGCCUGCGUCUGCAAACGCUUCAGCGAACUGGCCAACGACCCCAUCCUUUGGAAGAGGCUGUACAUGGAGGUGUUUGAGUAUACGCGUCCCAUGAUGCACCCUGAGGCGGGAAAGUUCUACCAGAUCAAUCCAGAGGAGCAUGAGCAGGUGAACCCCUGGAAGGAGAGCUUUCAACAGUUGUACAAAGGAGCCCACGUGAAGCCAGGCUUUGCAGAGCACUUCUACAGCAACCCUGCCAGAUACAAGGGGAGGGAGAACAUGCUGUACUAUGACACCAUCGAGGACGCGCUGGGCGGCGUGCAGGAGGCUCACUUCGACGGCCUGAUCUUCGUCCACUCUGGCGUCUACACAGACGAGUGGAUCUACAUCGAGUCUCCAAUCACCAUGAUUGGAGCUGCGCCAGGGAAAGUGGCAGACAAGGUGGUGAUUGAGAACACGAGAGACUCUACGUUUGUGUUCAUGGAAGGCUCCGAAGAUGCCUAUGUGGGAUACAUGACCAUACGGUUCAACCCUGAUGACAAGUCUGCCCAGCACCACAAUGCCCACCACUGCCUGGAGAUCACCGUCAACUGCAGCCCCAACAUCGACCACUGCAUCAUCCGCUCCACCUGCACAGUUGGGUCAGCGGUGUGUGUUAGUGGCCAGGGGGCGUGUCCUACCAUCAAGCACUGCAACAUCAGCGACUGUGAGAACGUGGGGCUGUACAUAACCGAUCAUGCACAGGGCAUCUAUGAAGACAACGAGAUCUCCAACAAUGCUCUGGCGGGAAUCUGGGUGAAAAACCAUGGCAACCCCAUCAUCAGACGCAACCACAUCCACCAUGGACGAGAUGUGGGGGUCUUCACUUUCGACCAUGGCAUGGGCUACUUUGAGAGCUGUAACAUCCACAGGAACCGCAUCGCGGGCUUCGAGGUGAAGGCGUACGCCAACCCCACGGUGGUGCGCUGUGAGAUCCACCACGGCCAGACCGGGGGCAUCUACGUGCACGAGAAGGGGCGGGGCCAGUUCAUAGAGAACAAAAUCUAUGCCAACAACUUUGCUGGCGUGUGGAUCACCUCCAACAGUGACCCAACCAUCAGGGGCAACGCCAUCUUCAAUGGUAACCAGGGUGGGGUGUACAUCUUUGGGGACGGCCGCGGGCUGAUUGAGGGAAAUGACAUCUACGGGAACGCUCUGGCCGGUAUCCAGAUCAGAACCAACAGCUGCCCCAUCGUACGCCACAACAAGAUCCACGACGGCCAGCAUGGAGGAAUCUACGUGCAUGAGAAGGGUCAGGGGGUGAUAGAGGAGAACGAGGUGUACAGCAACACGCUGGCAGGGGUCUGGGUGACCACAGGAAGUACUCCAGUCCUGAGGAGGAACCGGAUACACAGCGGCAAACAGGUCGGAGUGUAUUUCUAUGACAACGGCCAUGGUGUUCUGGAGGACAACGACAUCUACAACCACAUGUACUCUGGAGUUCAGAUCAGGACUGGCAGCAACCCUAAAAUAAGAAGGAACAAGAUCUGGGGCGGCCAGAACGGAGGCAUUCUGGUCUACAACUCAGGUUUGGGCUUCAUCGAGGACAACGAGAUCUUCGACAACGCCAUGGCGGGCGUGUGGAUCAAGACUGACAGUAACCCCACGCUGAGGAGGAACAAGAUCCACGACGGCCGAGACGGAGGCAUCUGCAUCUUUAACGGAGGGAGAGGAGUUCUGGAGGAGAACGACAUCUUCAGGAACGCGCAGGCUGGGGUUCUGAUCAGCACCAACAGCCACCCCUCUCUGAGGAAGAACCGCAUCUUCGACGGCUUUGCUGCAGGUAUAGAGAUCACCAACCACGCCACAGCCACUCUGGAGGGAAAUCAGAUCUUCAACAACCGCUUCGGAGGACUGUUCCUGGCAUCUGGUGUCAAUGUUACAAUGAAAGAUAACAAAAUAAUGAACAAUCAAGAUGCCAUUGAGAAAGCUGUGAGCAGAGGUCAGUGCCUGUACAAGAUUUCCAGUUACACCAGCUAUCCAAUGCACGAUUUUUACAGGUGUCACACCUGCAACACAACAGACCGCAACGCCAUCUGUGUGAACUGCAUUAAGAAGUGCCACCAAGGGCACGACGUGGAGUUCAUCAGGCACGACAGGUUCUUUUGUGACUGUGGAGCGGGGACUCUCUCCAACCCCUGCACGCUGGCCGGAGAGCCCACGCACGACACAGACACGCUGUAUGACUCGGCGCCCCCAAUAGAGUCAAACACGCUGCAGCACAACUAGGCUGCACACCUGCCUGGGAGAGGAGGAACAGCCGGACAUUCACAUGACAGUUCAGUUUCACAGAACGUGUACAGAUGACUUUUAAAACAAGAGGCCGAGCAGAGGAAGAGAGGAUCUAUUUAAUACAGUCUGCUGUGGACACCACGCCCCCCUGCCCCACUCACACCUGCAACAUGAUUGGCUGAGAGAAGGCCAUGUUGUCGGGGGCUGAGGAUAGAGACAUGGUGACUCAGGUUAUUAUGGGAUGUUGGGCAGCCAGGCUGUUGGGAGGGGGGUUAUGGGGGGGUGUGGCCAGACAGGAGACAUGGCCAUGACACAAUGCUUCCAUCCGUCUCCAGGCAACCGUUGCGCUGGUAUAUAUGUACCCUCUCUCCCCUCUAGCACUUCGGGUUUUCUGUUUUCUUUUUUUUAAGGAAAAAAAAAUGUUGAUAUUGAUUUUAAUGCUCAUGUAGUUUUGUAUUUUCAUGCAAAAAUCUUAAUGUACUUGAAUGUCUUUUAUUUUAUUAAAUAUGUAUUAUAAUUUUUUUGGUUAUUACACCCUAGACUUGCUGUAAUUGUACUCAUGUCACAGUGUCUAAGUUCUUUCUAUGAAAGAGAACAGAAAAAAAGAAUAACACUAAAUCUU
Molecule: messenger RNA, 3657 nt
Organism: Osmerus eperlanus (European smelt)
Lineage: Eukaryota; Metazoa; Chordata; Actinopteri; Osmeriformes; Osmeridae
Gene: fbxo11a
Product: F-box protein 11a
Exons: 23
Coding region: 459-3032 (857 amino acids)
Biological process (GO): ubiquitin-dependent protein catabolic process; regulation of apoptotic process
Molecular function (GO): protein binding; zinc ion binding
Source: RefSeq, a predicted model, not a curated record